Molecule: messenger RNA, 3742 nt
Organism: Pristis pectinata (smalltooth sawfish)
Lineage: Eukaryota; Metazoa; Chordata; Chondrichthyes; Rhinopristiformes; Pristidae
Gene: cbarpb
Product: CACN subunit beta associated regulatory protein b
Exons: 13
Coding region: 426-2801 (791 amino acids)
Biological process (GO): negative regulation of voltage-gated calcium channel activity; negative regulation of calcium ion-dependent exocytosis
Cellular component (GO): secretory granule; plasma membrane
Molecular function (GO): transmembrane transporter binding
Source: RefSeq, a predicted model, not a curated record
UUCCUCCUGAGUUCAAGGGCAAUGGGGAACAACUAACGCCAGCAUUGUCCAUGUGCCACAAAUAAAUGGUACUGACUCGUGCUGGGAUAUGGUCCCAUAGCUGUCAACAGUCCUCACAAACGGUCAGUCCUUAACAGCAGAAAACAAACAGCUGGAGGAACUCAGUGGAUCAGUAGGAAAUUCCAAAACUAAUUCCCAUUUGUAUCUACAGUACAUUGACAAAUGGUUACAACCUAUUCUGGAUGUGACAGUUCACAUUAUUCUUCAUGAUCUCUGUUUUCAGCAUCGCUUAGAGGAAGUCAAAACAGGCGAGCCUUUCAUCGCAAAUGUUCUUUUGCCAUUUAGCAUGAAUACAUCCGAAAAGAGGCGCUGUCAUAUUCUGUUGUACAAGAAGACAAAUUAGCUUGCCUACGACGAACUGGACAAUGAGCAAUGACUUCCCUGCAUGGAAAUACAUAACUGAGAACGCAACGGCUAUUCCCAAAGAUCCGAGUGUCCAGGAUGGUUAUGUUCUACUGCUUGUUCUGGUCUCUGUCUUCAUUGGUGGGACCUUAGUCCUCCUCUCAGGCAUCCUGAUUAUCUGCAGAAGAUGCUGUGAAACUGAUCGGAGAUAUUCAAGGGCUAAUGAUGAUCCUGAAAAAACCAACACAACUUACCUGGAAGAAUCUCAGCCAACACAAGAAAUUACCAUCAAAGUCGAUGAUUCUGAGUGUUUGUCAACCGGCAGCUAUCAUGACUUGGAAACCGAGCGAUUUCUUUCCACCUAUUCAACUGGUCGCAGAGUUUCUUUCAAUGAAGCUUCGCUAUUCGACCAUGGGAAGAAAACACAGGAGAAAGGACGGAGGUAUACUCUGACCGAAGGGGAUUUUCACCAUUUAAAGAAUGCUCGAUUAACUCAUUUGCACGUCUCACCACCUUCACUGAAAAUAGUAACAAUUCAUGAGUGUGAAUCCAGUGAGAAUAACAGCUUGGCAGUGACAACCCACACUCCAUCGUCCUCCAAAACCAACCUUUCCAUUUUCCAGCCCAUCACAAAUCCACUGCCACAAACAGCUCUGACAAGCCUCUCAGUCAAUCCCAGCUCUGCCCUGCCUGGGGAUACAAUCAAUUCAUCAGUUAAUACUACCUUUGUUGAUGCAAAUGUUCCUGCACCUGCUGAUUCUGGAGAAGGUAGCGUGAGCGAGGCGGCGGCCGGGAACACCAGAGGCGGCGGUGCUGAGGCGGUGACAGCUCCUAGCCAGGGCGGCGUGCUGCAGUUCUUCACCAAGCUGCGGAGGCAUGCCAGCUUGGAAGGAGCAAGCCCCUACUUCAAGAUCAAAAAAUGGAAGUUUGAAACAAGUCAGAGAGCACUGAGCCUCGACACCAGAGGAUCUCCAAAGAGGCACCAGUUCCAUCGACAGCGAGCUGCCAGUGAAAGUAUGGAACGUGAAGACCAGGACCCUCAUCAGACUGACAUUAUACAGUACAUUGCCCACACGGAUGACGUCACUUUUUGUCCCCCUCCAACUUCAUUCACACAGUCCCCCUCCAGUCCGCCUUCAUCAGUCACCAGGUUAGAUGCGGCAGAGAUUCUGCCAGGCGGGAGUGAAAGUGCUGAAAGGAGGGAGAGCUCUGAUCAACAGAGGAUCUACCGGGAUAUCUGGAAACUUCGAGCUUCUCUCGAACUUUACAUAUCAUCAGACCAGAGCAGCAAUGAUAAGGACUCAGUCCGGAGCGACACAGAGAGUGUGUGCUCGUUGGGUGGGCCAUCCAGUGCCCUUUCCCAGGAUAUAGCUGAUGAAGAUGACGGUCUUGAGGAGAGGCCCGUGGACAAAGGAAGCAAGCAGGAUAGCGUGGAUUCCGAGCGAGGCAGCGACAGCGAAUCAAACACGAGAAAGCUCCUUCAGAUGGACAGUGGUUACGCAUCGAUAGAGGCGCCGAGCAAACUAUUAGAAGAAAGGAUUCUCAAGGCAGAUGGUGAAAGUGGGACAAAAGACAAAACGGCUUCAGAGAAAAGGCUGUUCUUCACAAGUUCUGGACGCAAAGGGACUGUCUUUGAAAGUUUUGAUGCAAAAACAUUGAGUGAAGAGAUAGAGGAGGAAGGUGCUGUUGGAGGCGAACCAGAAAGCCCCAUUGGGUGGUCACCAUAUGGCCAAAUGUUUGUAACUAGAGACUAUUUACAUAGAAGGGAUUACAGUAUUGAUGAGAAAACAGAUGCCUUAUUCAAUGAAUUCCUCCGGCAUGACCCUCAGUUUGACGAUUCUCCACUGAAGUCCAAGCACCGAUCCCGUAUCCAUCUCCGCAAGCAAUGGCAGAGGACCAAGCAAUACAGCGAUCCAGGAAUCCGCUACCCGCCUGGAUUAGAACGGCACCGAACACCUCUCCGUAGAGGUGACAGCGUGAAUUACCCACUCGACCAUCGGUACCAGAGCACCUUGCCACGCAUUGUCAGCACCACAGAUGAAGAGCAAAGUGGCAGCCAGGAACAGAUCAAAUCGCCAACUGCUAAGGACUCAGAACAUCUCGGUGUUGACACUGAAGAAAGAAUCCAUAUAAUUGAGGAAGAGACAACAGAGCAAGGAAGUGUCAUUGACCAGACUGAACAAAUAGACUUCCAGCAGCCUUUAGACCAUAUUAGUGGCUUCACAGAGACAAAUAGCUCAAACUUUGGGUAUGGGCCUCAGAUGAUAGGGGCAGAUCCCAAAGACAAAUUAACUACUAGCAUCAAUGACAGGCUGUAUAAUAAUCUUAAAAAGUCAAAGGAGAGUGGCGAGUAUGUAGUAGCUGUCACACAUGCUUCACCAGACCACAGUCCUGUUUAGCUUACUUUUGUGAAAGGUUGAUCACAAUUUUCUUUUGUAAAAUUCUCAUGUGGACGCUACUCUUUAUUGUUAGAAACUUCUGACAAACACAGACAACGUUUGCUGCUACGAUACACAACAUGCUUCAUGUUUUCCACCCCCCACCCAAUCAAAGAAUGAUCACAUAUCUGUGGAGCUUUAAUCCCUAGUACAUAUAAAUGUUUUAUUAGAAAAAUAGCUUGCUUUUUCUUUUAAAAAAGAGAAUAAAGGAGUGGUACUGAUGACUUGGGGAAAGCUUUUCCAUUCAAGUUGUUUGGCUGUUAUUUUCUGUACUUCCAAAACAUCCUGUAAUGUUUUUAAUAUUAAGAAAUGGCAUCAACUCCAGAUGAAUAGCAUUGUACACCAAGUGCUUUCUGUUCACAGAGUUGGCUGCAUUGCUCCCAUUUGCAUGUAACCUUUUCAUUCUAAGAAUAUCAUUCAAAGAACCCUCUAGGAUUGUGUAUCCACAUUAUAAUAUUGUCACCAGUGCAAGUAACUUCAAAACCUCUUUGAAAUUUAUUAAGUGUAAAUUUCCUCCUCAAGUUGUUCACUUUCUGUUAUGUUCAGAACUUCAUGUUGCAUUUUGUGAAUUAGAAUGUCAAUUCCUAAAAAAAAUUAAGAUAUCCAUCAUUGUUUUUCUUCAGUGUAAAAGUGUCUGUAGUUUUAUUAAACAUGAACAAUGCUAUUCUGUAUUUAUGGAUGGGCUAGGCACAAUAAAUGGACAACAUUUUUUCUUAUUUUACUUUAAUUUUAGAAGUCUUAUUUCCAAAGACUUUUAAUAGAUUGGUUGUCUGCCAAUCAUUCUGCACUGAAAGUUCAGAUUUGAUGGCUAAUACAUAUGCCAGUAACUAGGUAUCUAUGUAAUGCAUUUAGGCUAACUUCACAGGUUUAGAUAAUUAUAUACAAUAAUUUUAUAAAAUAUG